GCUUCCUCAUGUCUCAUUUCGAAACAACCAACAACAGGCGGUAUAUCUGGUUGCCAACAGCCAUAAUGAUACCCUCCUGGCCAUCUUGUCUGGAUCCUUGACUUCUCUAUAACAGCCAUGGGCCUACCGCUGAGAAUGAACAACAUCCACGCACCCACGGUCCCUUCGGGUCCCACCACCGCGGGGGCCCCCACGAACGGCGCCCCUGCGAACCUCACGAUUGCAGAGCUGCAGCGCAAGAAGGCAAAUAUGGAGAUGGAGCUCUCUGCCUUGAGCAGCGUGCUCGACUCGCAUGGCGUCGACAUGCACACGAGUCUGGUCACGGCCGAUGGCUUCCCCCGCUCCGACAUCGAUGUCGCGCAGAUCCGGACUACCCGCGCGCGCGUCAUCCACCUCCGAAAUGACUACAAAGACCUUAUGGGCAAGAUCGAGCAAGCUGUGUACGCGGGCUUCGCCGAAGGAGAAGAGGAGGAAGAUACACAGGAAGAAGAAGCUCAGACCGCGGCUGGUGCCCGAAAUCCUGCGCCUCGCGAUGCCGCUCCAGACCUUAAUGACGAACCUUUCGCCAAGGUGAACACUGUCGCGGACGACAGUCCAGCAGCCGCGGCCGGGCUGCAGCCGGGUGAUCUAAUUCAUCACUUUGAUAGUGUGAACAAAUUCAAUCACGAUGGGCUGAAGAGGGUCGCUGAAGUCUGCCAGCAGGCUGAGGGGCACAAUAUCCAUGUGAGGAUCUCGAGACCCAGACCAGCAGCGCCUCCACACGAGCUGCUGGUGACCUUGUGUCCCAGGCGAUGGAGCGGGAGGGGGCUGUUAGGAUGUCACAUUGUGCCUCUCUGAGGAAGCAUGAUCGUCUUUGAGAGACUGCAUAUUGUAUGCACAGUCCAACUCAAGCUUACACAAGCCAGAAGACGAAAAGACAGCAACGCAGAGGAAUGCGGCCAACACGCAGGUGAUGACUUUGAGCUGCAAAUCAUGACUCGUCUUUUAUGAAGGCAUGCCUCAUGACAAAACAAUUAGCAAUAAGUAUAUGAUAGGCCAUUUCGGGGAC
Molecule: messenger RNA, 1048 nt
Organism: Cryphonectria parasitica EP155
Lineage: Eukaryota; Fungi; Ascomycota; Sordariomycetes; Diaporthales; Cryphonectriaceae
Exons: 4
Coding region: 118-837 (239 amino acids)
Biological process (GO): proteasome regulatory particle assembly
Cellular component (GO): cytoplasm; nucleus
Molecular function (GO): protein binding
Source: RefSeq, a predicted model, not a curated record